This is a messenger RNA of Porites lobata, 3236 nucleotides long. The record is from the annotation of a GenBank genome assembly. Lineage: Eukaryota; Metazoa; Cnidaria; Anthozoa; Scleractinia; Poritidae.
AUGAGUUGCUCCUUUUUUUCCGAAGAUUCACAUUGUGGACCUGCACCGGGAAAAGAGGAUAUUACUAUCGUUCCAGUAAAGUCGUGUGCGAAUAAUAUAUUUGACCAUCUGUCCGCACUCGGUGUAAGUGGAAAAACGCAAAGUGGAAAUACGCAAAUUGGCGAAGCUGAAGUCCUUUUUAACCGUGGCGGUUUGAUCGCGCCCAGCCAAAAACAGGUAGACGAAUUGACUGUGUGCCCACGGCAUAGAUAUCUCUUGACAAAUGGAUGGCCGGGUAGAAAGCGAUUGACAUGUUUUCAUCCUGAUCAUCUGGGAAAGCGCACGAAGCAGAAUAAUGCUCGACGCGUCAACCUGGAAAUGUCGAGAAGCAUAUAUUUCUUGGAAAACCAUUCAGUUCCACUUGGAGCAGGUAUGAGAAAACAUUAGUACAUGCAUUGAUAGAACACCUCUUGCCGGAGAACAUUAUCAGUGACUUACAGUUAUCAUAACUGAGCUUGGGUAGCCUGUGAUUCUACAGAAAGGAUCUUAUUUUUUUGGUAUCUUGAGUAGAAACCCUAGUUUAUUUCCAUCUCGACUGUGUAAAGAGUGAGAAAGGAGUGAAUGUUCCUUAUUUUUCCACCCAAGCAUUUUUUGUGAGAGAAAGCAAAAUCAGGACACGUUAUUUAUUUAUCUAUUAAUUUAUUUUGCCUUGGCCUCGUUAGUUAUAUGUACAAAGUGCAGAAAAAGACACUACCAGAUACGACAAGCAAAGCAACUUGAGACAACUGUAGUGGUAAGUUCAUACUACCCUGACUAGCAAUUUUACAUUACAGUUAAAUCUGAAAAGCGAAUGACACAUAUAACUAAAACACAUAAAUAAAACGCAUAGUGGUUACUGUGUGGCACUAAAUUUUUCUCGUGGAUGCUAAAUUUUGCGGGGGUGCUUUGCGGGGACUAUGUUUUGAAUUAAUGAAGACUUAACAGCAAGAGAGGAUAAAGGGGACAGAGAAGGCAUUCCCCAUACACACCCUAUUCCUUAGGUAAUUCGUCUCGAGUUAUUUUUAACACCACAGAUCUCAAGGGGGAUUAGACAACAGCCAAUCACAUAGCGCGAAUGUGUUCCGCGUUGAUCACCCACGCUUAGAGGCACGCGUCCUUCACGCGAAACCUCCACGAAACAUCCACGCAGCCCGCGAGGUAACUUUAUCCCGAUUCUAAAAAUAACUCGAGACGAAUUACCUAUGGAAUAGGGUAUGUAUGGGGGACGCCUUCUCUGUCCCCUUUAUCCUCUCUUGUUAACAGCUAUUUCGAGAAAGGUUGUCGGAAAAAAUGUGCACGCGACAAUCCUGAAAGGUUUGGAAUAUUAUCAAUACACUGAUCCUGACACUGUAGCUGUCGAACCUACUUUUGUUGCUUUCCUUUAGCACUCGCAAACAUACGUCCAUGGCCUCUCUCGUGCCAUUCUUUCAAAAUUUCUUUAAAGAACAGUAAACUCAAAACCACCCACAACUAUACUUUGGGGAUUGUCGCGUGCACUUUUUCCGACAACCUUUCUGGAAAUAGCUGUAUACUCUUAGUAAGUUGGCGAAAACAAUUUUGUGUUAAUUACCAACGAUCAGCCUCGCGAAGGCGCACUGUGAGUACAAUAUAUAAUAAUUAUUUUUAUUAUACAUUGUACUCGCGUUCUGUCGUUUCAUUGGCCAGGUUACUCAGUUAUAUGCCAGCAGAUUACUGGCUACUCUGUAGGUUGGGCGCGCAAUGUAUGAUUUCCAACUAGAUAGCGACGUGUGUUUCUGUACGAUUGCAUGUUUGUCGUUUCUUCAAAGCAAUGUAUAAUAAAACAGGUAAAACAAUAAUUAGAUUCGGUUUUUGUGAUAUCCGAAAUAAUCAAGGUUUCGGUAAGUGUUAUCAACCUCGCCCUUCGGCUCAGUUGAUUGAUGACACUUUCCUCGAUCUUGAUUAUUACGGAUAUAUCACAAAAACCGAAUCGAAUAAUUGUUUAUUAUUUUCUCGUGAUGUUAGGAGAGCCCUCUUGUCAUUCAGGAUCAAGAGCCGUCAGCGUUAAUGACUUCUGCUAAUGAGUCCCCCGAGCUACCAAAUAUCAGCUCUACUUCAGCAUAUGAAAGUGAAGUUGACAUUUCAGCCAUGGAUUCAGUGAUUGAAACGGAGGACGAGGCAGAAACAAGCUUGUGGAUUGAUGAAAAAGAAUUGCAACACGAGAAGAGAGAAACGCUAACAAUGCCGUUGCAAAGCUUACUGAAGGUCGUUACAGCCCUAUUGCAUCAACACUAAACACUUCAUGGGAUGAUGUGUCAGUCACACAGCAAAAAUAUUACCAGCGCAAAAUGAAGGAGGUUAUUCAAGCAGCAUUAUCUGUUGUUGUUCCUGGGCAAGAAGAGUACAUGUGGAACUGUUUGCGAGAGGAAAGGGAAAUUGCAGAUGUAAGUGAGGAACCACCAGCGAAAAGAAAACGAAUAGACACUGGCCUUGUACAAACGCUUAUAUCUGCCCAUAACGACGCUGAAAACUGGCAAACUAAGCGCCAGAUUCUUUCCCUUUUUGUAAAUGACUUUAGCAAAACCGAGCUUCAAGAAAUGAUCUCAGGCCUAUCGAAAUGGCGGAUUGACCAAGCCCGUUGCCAUGCCACUGACGUAGGCGAAGGCCAGCCCAUUCAUGAUAAGCCUAUUUUUCGCGUACGCUUAGACCCCGUGAAGACGGAUCAUUUCGUUGACUACAUAUCAAGACCUUGCUUCUUACAAGAUGUUGCAUACGGCACCCGAAAACUGAAAAUAGACAGUGGUGGACACGCUGUAAUACCUGCAGUGAUAAGAACCCUAAUACCGUCAAGGAUUAUUGCACAAUAUCAAGCUUACUGUAGAGAAAUUGGUUUUGAUCCGGCAAGCGAACGGACUCUCUUCAGGAUUUUAGAAGUCUGCUCCGCUUCCAUGCAGAAGUCAUUGCAUGGCCUCGAAUAUAUUACCACGGACGGCGUGCAAGCAUUUGAUUCACUUGAAGACAUGGUCAGUACUCUCAAAGCUGCUAAAGCCGUAACUUCCAACUGGGAAAAAGAAGCCAAACAGCAACUCUCAGAUGCAAAGAGAUACCUUAAAGCCGACUUCAGGUUGCAUGUGAGCAAGGAUGAGAGGUGUGCAGACCAUUGUACAAUGUAUGCACUGAGUGACCCCAAUGAUCCUCCAUUUAAGGGCACGUGUAGUCAUGUUCACGACAUCCGCUGUGACGCCUGUCGUGGUCAUUAA